AUGCCUCCGUCGACACCGCGACUGCGGAUUCUGUCAGUGGGCGGCAAUGCAGUCUCCGCCUUCCUUUCAUGGCGCCUCUCCGCGACCCAGGCGUGCGACGUGACGUUAGUAUGGAAGAACGGUUUCGAGAACGUCCACCAGUACGGCAUAUCAUUCAGGUCGGACAAAUUUGGCAAUGAACGGUUCAAGCCAAGAGCUGUCGUCAGAUCUCCCGAAGACGCUGCGGGUGCAAACCGAGCGUCCUUCGACUACGUCCUGCUCUGCGUCAAGGCCCUCCCCGACGUCUACGACCUCGCCUCCGUCAUCGAAUCCGUCGUCUCGCCGCAACACACUUGCAUCCUGGUCAAUACCACCCACACACUUGGCAUCGAGUCGUAUCUGGAACAGCGCUUCCCCACCAACGUCGUCCUAUCGCUGGUCUCGGGCGUCGAAAUCACGCAGCUCGGAGCUAGUGAGUUCGAGCACAAGGGUUCCACGGAGCUUUUUGUUGGUCCCGCAAACAAGAAUCCAUCUAUACCCGCAUCAAUACAACAAGAUAUGGCAGAGGCGCUAGCCAUGACAUUGAAGUCUGGUCAGGUGGAUUGCGAGGUUGCCAAAAACAUCCGGCAACAACAGUACGAGCGCAUGAUUGGACCCAUUGCCUUUUACCCUGCCAGCGUUCUUUACGAAACACCUGCUCAUGCCGAGCUUCUUGGAAAAGUCGGCGUCCGCUCGCUUAUCACUGGAAUAAUUGACGAACUUAUGAGCCUUGCAAAGGCCCAGAGCUGCGACUUUCCCCCCGGCUUCCGAGAACAGACAAUGGAGAAGAUGAUUGUCCCAGCAGAGACCAACAGCAUAAUGUACCAGGAUUUCUUGGCCAGGAGACCCAUGGAAGUGGAGACCUACCUGGGUUCGCCUGUGAAAAUAGCACAGGACACCGGGCUCCAGAUUCCCCGGAUCGAAACCCUGUAUUCUCUCCUCCACAAUGUCAACAUUGUUAAUCAGACCAAGCCGCAACAGCAGGCGCCUUCUUCACCGCCCGGACAGGCCACGCCGCGAAUGUCCUCAGCUCCAAUGGCGAAUGGAGCUAUGUAUGCCAACGGUCGUGGCCCGCCGCCCGCGAAUGGGCCUCCAAUGCGCAACGGCAUGAGACCUCCUGGCGCUCGUACAUCCUCUGCCUCUGGAGGGCCUCCGCCACCAGGCAUGAUGCGUCGUGGUCCACCUUCGAUGAGCGGCUAUCCACCUCCUGUGAGGAUGAAUGGGAUGAACGGUUACGGUCCUCGUGGUCACCCACAACAAAUGUCGCGACGGGGCUCCUUCGAAGGCAAUGAUUUGGAAGAGUUCAGCCAUGUGAUGCUUUACGACAACAUGACAGAAGCUGGCGAGGAUGGGUACGAUGGCAUGCAAGCUUCUUCAUCUGGUAAUCUUGCUUUGAGAGAGCGAGAACUCGCCUUGAGACGGAAAGAGCUGGAGUUGCGGGAGCGCGAGUUUCACAUGCGUCGUGGGGGACCCAGGAUGCCCCCUCCAAGAGAGACCUUUGAUGAAGACGACGAAGAUGGCGAGGACUUCUUUGACCCAAUGGCUGGCAACGGGGCAAGCCCUGCCGUGGACGCCGACAACAUUGAUAUGAUGAGCGUCACCUCCCGAAGGACCAGGAAAGCGCCGAGCGCGAGUCAACUGCGCACUAAUCCGGAGAUGAUGACCAAUGGACCUAUCCGUCACAGCCGCAAUCCUAUGAGACGACCGCCGAAACAGAGUCGCACCAGCGCAGCUCUGAUGAACGACAUGCCUGGCCUCCGUGAGCAGCUAAUGAACAACCCACUGAUGGGGUACUCGUCAGAUCGUUUUGGCACCGUUGAUCGUAUGAAUAUGGGCCAGGAGUCACGGGCUAACUCGCUCACCGCCGAACGUCUCAAUGAGCUGCAGCAUGGUGGUCCACCGCCUGGUACUUAUCCACCUCACAACGGCUUUCCAAUGAACAGGCGCGGGAGCCAGUCUCCAGGCAACCCACUCAGUCCCGGCCAACGCCCACCACAACGUCCCUCGCCACCGAACGGUUAUGGGCCGCCACCACCACAUCGCAACGGACGCCCUAGCCCGCCCGAUAUGCGGCAACCAGUGCCACGGCAUCCGCCAGGUCACGGUAAUGCGGGGGCUCCGCAUCAAAUAGAGCAACAAACUGGGGUGAGCAACCUCUACCCACCCAAAAGCGGUCCUCCAAACCAAGUACGCAGUCUGACAGGUUCUGCGAGCGCCAGCGCGGGGAGUGGUGAUAGCAAUCGCUCUGCGCCCAUCGACUCUGAGCCGUCCGCGCAUAGCUCUAGCAGCAGUUUAGGACCGCGACACGCUAUUGGCGUCAGAUAA
This is a messenger RNA of Fulvia fulva, 2343 nucleotides long. RefSeq lists its product as uncharacterized. Bases 1 to 2343 code for a protein of 780 amino acids. Gene Ontology annotation, cellular component: cytoplasm. NCBI's taxonomy places the organism in Eukaryota, Fungi, Ascomycota, Dothideomycetes, Mycosphaerellales, Mycosphaerellaceae. The transcript is spliced from 5 exons. The record is from RefSeq and is a predicted model, not a curated record. Gene Ontology annotation, molecular function: oxidoreductase activity.